AUGCCAACGUGCAACACUCAAGCUGGGCAUUCUCCCAACCAGCAACAGCAGACUCAACCAUUUAUGUCGAACCACACGCCUAACUUGUCAGCAAUUCAUCCCACGAACUGCCAGGGAAGCCUUCCGAACAGCUCAGGCGCACUCUUCGUUAGCACCACGACGCCACCUCGGAUUACCGCUAACUUGCCAGAGUUAAACCUGACCGCCUCGAUGCGCUGGCCUUCUGUGCGGCGCUCGGUUUCCAGUACUACUGCCACCAGGGAGAGCUCACGUCACUCGGAAGCUGUAGACGCCCGCAGCUCGCGCGGAAUUCGGCCCAUGAGCGGCAGUAUGGAUUCAAACACGGCACAGUCAUCUCAUAGAAUUAUCCCGCAGCGCGGUACAAGCAGAGAGCGCGUCCACGCGGCAGCCAUCCACACCUACCAGCCGCAUGUCGUAGGAGCCCCCACAGGCGAAACUACUGCGGCCCCACCGCUCAUUGUUGGUCUCUUUGAGCAGGACAGGUCAUUUACUGUACAGAGUUUACCGACGACCACGAUGUGCACUCCACGUGAAGAGCCAACGCCGGUGCAGCCACCGCUAGACCAAUAUGAGAUGGAGGCCGAGGCGAUGUCUAUCAAGGACCUCCGACAAGCGGUGGAGGACCUACAUACGGGGAACCGAGUUUCAAAGACGGGUAUCAUGCGGGCACGCGAUUCAUAUGCUGCGCUGCGUGAAGGGAUGAACGAGACGUACAUGUUGGUUGAACAGAGACAGGAAAGCAUCACGAAUGGCAUUAUGCGGAAGUUGGACGCUGCGAAACGACAGAAAGCAAAGCUUGCUACUCAUCUCAGCGCAGUGGAACGUCAAAAAUUGAUUGAAGAGGCUCGGCUGCAACAGAUGCAGCGCAACAUCGCCACGCUCUCCCAGCACCUCAUGCAAGAGGAGAAGGCGAUUGAGUCUCGCAUGCGGCAGCAGCUCCUUCAACUCAACUCACAGCGCCAACAGCUAGAGGAACGCCUGCUUGGUCAGCCAAGUUCCCUCUUGCAGUUAGAGGACCUAGUUGACGAGGCUCAGAAACUUGCGUGCCACUACACUACUGCCCUAUUUCAUCCCCCUCCACUUCACUCAGAAGUUAUGUCAAGGCAAGACAGUUCCGUUUCAGAGCCUGAAUUAACCUCAUGGAACGAGGGGUCGGAUGCGAAUCAGAUCCCAUGUGAUGGUGCGCGACAAUCUAGGGGUGAUCGUCCUGAGCGUACUGUUGUGGAGUCUACACACAAUCCACAUGAGGUGCUACACUAUCUAGAGCGUGAGAUCGCGGUAGUGGAAGGAUUACGUAAGGAGGCCAUGGAAACUGUCGAUCGCUACGCAUCAACGAGUAAACGGUUAGAGAAGCACGUCCAGCUAGAACAACACAAGCUGCAUGAUCAACUAGAUAACAAUUUUGUUGUUCAAAAACAACGUGAGCCUGGAAAGCCUUCCAAAGAUUUUACAGGGAUUCAUGGCAUGGAGAUAGAUUCCGAAUGGCGCCUCAACUGCCAGACUCACCCUGAUGACUCUCUCACUCCAUACACAACCUCUAGCAAUAAUGACAGUCUGCUCGAAGGCGCCUCUAAUAGAAUAUGUGUGCAAGGCCAGCAUUAUGCUCUGGGAUACAACUCUGCUGCCUCGAAGGUCCAGGUCUCUGCUGCCACCUGUGUUGAUUCUUCACGGUCCCCGAACCAGCGACAGGCCCUGUCGCCACCUAUGCAAGACUUGCCAAUCAAUAAUGUUGUGGACGUUCUACCCGUGUCCGGCAUGAAUAAGUCCAGUCCCGACCCACAUCUUCUCGCGAAUAAAGCUACAGAUUUGGAGGUUACUGCAACAGCCAACCUGUCUGACAUUACACUUGACCCUCAUACAAAUCAAUACAUCAUCUCAUCGCAUAUGGGGUCAGCCAAAGAAAGCAGUGCACAACCUGCAUCCAUCAGCACUACCGAUCACAAUGCCCGUCUGGAAAUGAACGCGAACCAAUACCCGUUGACUGACGUUACUGGCGAUACCCUUAUGCCGGGUUCGAUUCAGCCAGCUGUAGGUAAGAGAGAUUCAAAAAACAAUCUGAGCGCUGUGUUAGAUACUGCCCUACCCACGUCUGUUGUACAUCACGGUACUGUGAUGCAUACGCCCACGAUUUGCGUUCAGAACACAGCCCGAAUGUCUCCACCGCGGCCACUAAUUCUAGAAGCCACGACACUAAAGUAUGGCCAAAAAUGUCUUUCCAAUGAGUCGACGCCGACUUCUAUGCCGCUGAAUUAA
Phytomonas sp. EM1 is the source of this 2274-nucleotide messenger RNA. The record is from the annotation of a GenBank genome assembly. NCBI's taxonomy places the organism in Eukaryota, Euglenozoa, Kinetoplastea, Trypanosomatida, Trypanosomatidae.